Maudiozyma saulgeensis is the source of this 1617-nucleotide messenger RNA. The record is from the annotation of a GenBank genome assembly. NCBI's taxonomy places the organism in Eukaryota, Fungi, Ascomycota, Saccharomycetes, Saccharomycetales, Saccharomycetaceae.
AUGUCAACCCGUCGCUCGUUGUACUAUGCAUGGUGCCUGUUGUCGUCGUCAAAAUCUGUAGUAGAGAAGUCAGUUCCAAUGGCUGGGAAAGCUUUUAAACAAUGGUUUGAUGCAUCACCAUUAGUUGGAUCAGCUUUGAAUAAUUGUCAGAUGUACCGGGAUAAGGACUGGGAUGCAGCUAAAGUAUUAUCGGAGCAGAUCAGACACAGCGGAUCUAUUGGUACGAGGAAACCGUUUAGUGGAAAGAGGCAGUAUUCAACCACAGCUAGAGAUAAAGACAAAACAGAGGAAUUGAAAAGUUCAGAAGUUCCAACAUCGAGAAUUUCAAGAUUAUUCCAUUAUGGUUCUUUAGCAGCAGGUGUUGGGUUGAAUGUUGCCAAACAGAGUAUCUCCGAAGUUGCUAAGGGUAAAUCUCCUCAAUGGAAAUCGAUGAUUCUUUCUGAUGCUAAUAUCGAUAGAAUUACAGCCAAAUUUUCACAAAUGAGAGGUGCUGCAUUAAAAAUUGGUCAAAUGAUGUCAUUUCAAGAUGAAAAAUUACUUCCAAGAGAAUUAUAUGAGAUUUUGAGUCGUGUACAAAACAGUGCAAACUAUAUGCCAAAGAGACAACUAGAAAGAGUAAUGACAAGAGAAUUAGGUCCCGCAUGGAAGUCAAAAUUUAUCAACUUUGACGAAAUUCCAUUUGCUGCUGCAAGUAUUGGCCAAGUUCAUAAAGCAACAUUAAUAUCUGGAGAGGAAGUUGUUUGUAAAGUACAAUAUCCAGGUGUAAGAGAUUCUAUCGAUUCAGAUUUGAAUAAUUUAUUAAUGCUAUUAACUGCUUCAAAAUUAUUACCAAAGGGCCUAUUUUUGGAUAAAACUGUCGCUAAUGCACGUAAAGAAUUGAAAUGGGAAUGUGAUUAUAUCAGAGAGGCUCAAGCGUUACAAAAAUUUGGAGAUUUACUUCAAGGAGAUCCCGUAUUCGAUGUUCCAACAGUCUUUAAAGAAUUAAGUACGGAAAAUGUAUUGACUAUGCAACGAAUGCCAGGUACAGAAAUCAUGAAAUUACCAGAUGCCACAACCAAUCAAGAGACUCGAGAUUUCAUCUCUGAAAAUAUCAUGCGGUUAUGUCUAGAAGAGAUUGCCACAUUUGAAUAUAUGCAAACAGAUCCUAAUUGGGCAAAUUUUUUAUACAAUGAUAGAGGACCAACCCCUAGAAUAGAAUUAUUGGAUUUUGGCGCAUCUAGACCUUUCCCAGAUGGAUUCAUUACGAAAUAUAGGAAACUAUUGACGUAUGCAACGUUGGGAGAUCGUCACAAUGUGCAAAUAAUGUCAAAAGAGCUAGGUUACCUGAAUGGUCUUGAGUCACAAGCAAUGAUAGAUGCUCAUGUAGAUAGUGUUAUGACUCUUGGGGAACCCUUCAGUGGCGAUGUGAACAAAGCAUUUGAUUUCAGAGACCAAACUGUUUCGGACCGAAUCCGUGGUAAUAUUGGUUUAAUGCUAAAUGAAAGGUUAUGUCCUCCACCAGAAGAAACUUACUCUUUACAUCGUAAAUUUAGUGGGAUAUUCCUACUGUGUGCACGUAUGGGAGCACGUGUUCACUGUGCAAAACUCUUUCAAGAAGUGUUUGCCCUGCAUGAAUAA